GGAGUUCGCUACUCAGUGUCUAGGCGGGACGGGCUGUGUGCGGGUGAAGGAGUGCCUGCGCUCUGCUUCCCUUCCCAUUUGAUUCAGAGCGCCAACAUUUUGAUAUAACACUGGCAAUAUACGUGCGGGGAUUAUUAUUAAUCCAGAAGUGUGCGGGAAUACUAUAUCGGAACUGGACGGAGUUGUGACCAAAUCUGGAUUAAAAAGUGAACACUAAAUGCAUUUGCAAUGUAUUCAACAUGAUCCCGUCGAGUUACUGUGAUUCCUUGCACCAGGUCAAAGUUUCAUCAGCAGAAUAUGAAAUUAUAGACAGCUCCAACAAAUAAAAAUGAUCCCCCGACACAAGCUAUGGGCGGUGGUGUGGGCGGCGGUGUGGGCGUGGGCGGCCGCUCAGUACAUUGGGGAGGAGAAGCUCUCGCCCAUACAGCAGACAGCAGUGAUUGGUGGGGCCUCCAGGGACCUAGACCAGAUCGGUCCCAAGAUCUUCACCGAGCGGACCAACACCACCCUGAACUGCGCUUCCGGCUACAUGCUGGUAGAUGUGGAGUUCAAAGAACCCUUCUACGGCAUCAUCUACCCGAAUGGCUCCCGAAAUUCAGCCUGUCGUGUCCAGGGUCAGGGCAAGACCAAGUACCACCUGGAACUACCACUCAAGGGCUGUGGUACAAACAGGGUGGAGCGUCGAGUGUUCGUCAACAACAUUAUAGUGAGGUUCCACCCUGGCCUGGAGUUGGAGGGUGACGAGGUCAAGACCAUUAUCUGCCGAUACCCGAGUCCCAAGGUCAUACCUCCGCCUGGACCGCCUGUCCCUAUCGUGGCGCCUCCUGCUCCUGUAGGCCUUCCAGCGCCAGUGAGUGAGAUAGAAAUUCUGCUCAUCAUCUGCGCCAUCGUGUUCCUGGCACUGCUGCUGGUGGGGAUGGCCUGCUCCUACACUUGUCUCAAGAAGCGCAAUAUCAAGCUGGUCCGCCGGCGUCCCAUGUCCCUCGCGCCCUCGGACAUCACCAAGAUGUCUGGGUCCUCGCUUAUGUUCGAUGGAGUCAAAAUCCCGCGAGCACACGCUACUUCGACCUCCGAUUCUGACACAGCGCUCGUCUCACAGUCUGACACCAUUCCCUCUGACUACCCCUCUGAUCCACCUUCCAGUGGAUCGGAAGUGGAAGAGCUGGAUAUGCGAUCUGUGGAACGUAGGUCUUCAGCAGCCUCAAUGCACAUGCAAGAGGAGACAAUACAGGCCUUCCAAAAUCGGGCGUUCAUUAUGGAUGAAGACAGACUGUCUUCUGUGUACUCAGACGCAAUGAUGCAGAGUGACGCAGAACUGGUAACAGCGGCGCAGGUGAUCCGGCCGCCUCAACCAACCUUCAUGGUGAGAGUCAAACGUGCGCCAACUCCCCCCAAGACCCCCGAACCCGACUACCCACUGCAGCUGGCGCAGUCGCAGUCCCUUACCACCAUUCUGGAGAAGGACGAGAGCUUCCGAGCUGAGAGUCUGCCAGGGUCCGAGCACGCCCUACUUAUAUCCGAGCCUGGGGACCUGGUCCCGCCACCUAUGAUCCCCCCGCCUGUCAUCCUGCCCCCGCCGGAGUAUGCCCACAUUCAUCGCAAGACACUGGAGCUCCAAGUAAGACCUCCACCACCACCACCGUCCGAGUACAGCUCAGUGGCACGAUCAGUCUCCGAACACGACCUUGAAGUGGACAUGCGCGAAAAUAUUCGACGAGACCUCAGACACAUCGAAAACAUCGAAAAGGUAACGACCCAGACAACAGACAUCCAGGAAACAGUGGAGCGCCAAGGCCGCCGCUACAUGAUCCGGCCCCCGCCUUCCGAGCCGGAUUCAGAGUACCCGUCAGAAGCCCGCAGUGUAACGGACGUCGUGGAGGAGCUGUUGGUGGUGCCCAGGAGGCCAGAGGUCACCAGUCACGUCGUGGACGACCGACACGUCUCCACCAUCACUGAGACUCACACCACGGAGGACAUAGAACGUCACAGACGCUUCAUCAAGCAAUAUCACAUGAAGCCCAAAGCUCUGCCUCCCCCCAAGUGGAACGUUGCCAUCCGUCACUACCCAGGACCCAAAUACGCUGACGAGGUUGAGUCAUCAGGCCCUGAAUGGGAGGGCUACAGCGAACCCGGUUCAGACAUCUUCCGUCAACACAUGUUCCAUGCUGACGAGGAUGACUUGACCCAGCUGGAGGUGGAGAAGCUGGAACAUCCACCUCCACCUAACUGGAACGUGCUCUUGCGUGUCCUUGAGCCGCCCCCAACAGAGGAGGCCGUCCAGUACGUGCUGACGAGGGAGGACCGAGAGAAAUGGCGCCAGAUCAUCUCCACCGAGUCUACCUUGCGUACAAUGCUCACAUACGCCACUGUGAAGGAAGAUUAUGAGCGCAUCCGUCAUGACCAGAGGUAUGAGAAGCUGUUCGAGCCCCGUAAGUGGGACGUGAUCAUCAGGAUCCUGUCCCCACCCGACACCCACGACCGCAUCGACUCCUCCUCCGAGGCGCCUUCCGCAUCUGACACCGAAAGCCUUCCUUCGAGGGACGGCCGAAGGUACCGCAAACACGACAGUGGCCCAGCUGGGCGACGACCAUCCCUGCCACCGCUGUAUGAGUACGACUCCGAGGGCAACCCUGUGAUUCUUCGUCGCCCUGGCCCGCCCUCUGCUCGCUCCCGCAGAUCAUCCAAGUCAAGCAUCCACUCCGGGAUAGAUGUACGAUCCAUGACGGAGACCGAGGUCAACUUCGCUCGAGCUGACACCUGGAGCGAGAUCAGUGGACCCAGCAUGGCCAGCGGGGCUCGCUCCAUCGCAGACCGCUCACAGCCAGAGAUCACUUAUAACGUCCCAGUGUUGCCUGAUGACGAGUAUCCGGACACUGAUUUCGACGACCGUAUGUCAGCCAGAACCGGAAGGUCCCUGGCGCGGUCUGCCUCAGAGUUCACCGAGGACUGGCGCCACCACGAGCCAGUGGACAGGUACUCCCACGUGUCUGGGUCGUCUAUUGACAGCAAAAGACGUCAGCUGGAGCGCUCAUCCACGGAGUACUUUGAGGAGCCGCCACACCUCAUUGAAGUAAUGACUACUCCCGACCAUUCUCCCGACGCCUCUCCGCGCCCAGUAGUCAGGUACCAGCACCAGUACCGUGACUACCACCACGACUUUGACAACCAACACUUCACCCAACAUUACAUGGAGGACGAGGACGUGGUCGAUGGAGACUUCAUUGUGCAGACUGAGCGACGUACACACCAGCAGCAGCGACGGUCUGAUCAUCGUUCUGAUCGGUCGACGCAUUCAGGCCGAGAGGAGAUGUACUCCGUGGCAGAGACCGAGGUCUCUGGCUGGGCUCGCAAGCACUAAGUGUAUGAAUGCAGAGCUCCAUGACAAAAGUGCCUCAACCUUAUGGCACUCGGUGGCACUCACCCACCAUGUCCCAAGAAAUGCUUCGCCGCUGCCAGCAACGCGCACAAUACAGACAGUGGAAUGGAAUCCCAUGGACACACAGGACACAGGCUUGCUUGAUACAAAAGCCACUGGCAGCACAGAAGCUGAGGUAUAUGGGACGCCAUCAGGCCGCAGGACCUGAACCUAACUCCUAGUGACGUGGACAUUACUAGUUACACUAACUGCCUGAGGGCACAAGUGUAUCAUGCUAAUAUUAUUAACAAAUCAAACGCAACAGGCGCUGGAGUGGUAGACUAAUUUCUGCAGGUCUUGUGUGAGUGAAUAUAACUGGUGCUUACAAAGGACGGUGACGUGUGCUGGAGGGCACAAAGGAGGCGCUCGACCUGCAGGGUACUGUAGCUACCGAGCAGGCUUGCCGCAGCUCGCAACUGCCUACUAAUACAAGUGAGAGACGAGAGCGGCGUUCUUAUCAACCCCUCGCGCGAACAACGUCGAGGCACUGUUGAGAAACCAAAACUAAUAAUCAUGAUCAUUGUUUAGUGCGACUUGCUGGACGUUAACUACUUAAACAAACAGUCCUCUGCAAAUUAAUUACCAAAUGAUAAAUGCAAUUCGACUCUAAAACUCGUACAAUAACAGUGCAUCGAUAGGCAGCGCGCCCACAGAUAUGAAUCCUAGUCACGGUGUGUUGAACUGACCAGGCGUGAGGGGCAGCUAGGACUGUCGCCCCCGCACCGACGGGACACUGACUGUAAGGAGCUGGUCAGCCCACGUUAUAAAUGUCCUUGUGAAGACGAAGACAAGAUGGGGGUGGUGAUGACCUGGGGUCAGAUGGGGGGGCAAGGUCAUCCAGAUUAUAUGAGUGAUGAUUGGUUGGGGAGAGCAGAGGCAUGGUGAUAGACUGAUUAAUUGGUUGAUGAUUGGGGAAUGAGAGUUGGGAGAGGUGCUGGUUGGAUAUCAGUUUUCAAGUGCUAACGGAUAGAGUGGAUGGCAAAGCUAAACGAGCGCUGGUGAAUAGACACGUUGCUUGUGGAUAGUGAGCUUGCGAGUGAUGAUUUGACAGGAUAACUUCGUAACGAAAGUGAUGAAUAUGCAUGAUUUCGAUGACUGCAUGAUGAUUUAGACGCAGUUUAAUGAAUGGUGAUAACUGGACAGCAUAAUACCAGUGACGAUGACUGAUUGGGUUGUGAGAGUGGGGGAUUUGGCGAAUGACUGUAAAUUGGACUGAGUGGGUGGAGGGGUCGAGGGGGGGAUGACCUGUGGCAGACCUUGCGAGUCCUUAAGACGUCUAGUCCCUGAGGUGCGGCAGUCCUCUCACAUCGCUCUGGGGAAGGGCUUUGGGGAUUCGGACUGGAGAAACGUAACUUGCCAGCCAAUAUAGCAAGAUAAACGUUAUAGUAAAGUAUGGUAAACUGAAAUUAACCACGAUUUUCAAAGUACUAACGUCCCCUGUUUUUUUUUUUUUACAAGCUUUCAAAAAUACACAACGAUUGAGUUUGUUUUCAACUCUGAAAGGAGUACAUCUGAUCCAGGUACAAGUUGGUUUAUGGUUAUGCCAAAGCUUCGACUAGCUUCUCUGUACAUAAACUUCUGAACUCUGCAUGUUUUCGGGAACUGUUAAGAAGGACCACAUGACUGACCAGCCAAUCAAGGGACUCGUGCAAUGACGUCAUUUAGUUGACUAGCCAAUAAUUAAUCGUCAUGGUCAGUUUGUUUCCCGAAUAGAUGCAGUGUUAUACAUAUAUGGCUGUUUAGGGCAGGUAAACACAUUUGUAAGUACACACAUGUCGAAUUUUCCUCAACUAACAUUGUCAAGUAUAAUAUAUACAUACACAGAUAAGAAAAUUACCCAUAAAAAUGUAGCUAUCUAUGGGAAAUUCCAAAAACAUACAUUGAGGAAAUUAUCUGAGCCUGAGUCUGAUGUAUAUUCAAUGCCACCGAAUGUCAAUUAAUGUUAUUGAGCAUACUGACUAAAUACACAUAGAGAAUUCUUUAGUAAGUGUUUCCAGUGUUAGUGCACGACCUUCCGGAUCCCGUGAAGGGCUAUCGAAAGUGUGAACAAGACCACACACAAAAAAGCAAAGAAUUCACAUUAAAAGCAUCUACUUACCCAACUAACCCUUAACAGACGUCUAGGUUCAGAGACCUUCCGCAAGGCUCCUGCCCUACUCAACUACUUCAAGGGUACAAAUGACAAAUCUGAGCACUAACAAGGGGUUCUGAGAAAGACAUCUUAUAUCUUCUUAUUUCACAAUACAUAAUGACUAUAAUUAGUCCUUCAUUCGCACAAUUGAUACUUGGCAAAGAGUACACAAGUCACCUUUAUUUCACAAGUGCCCAGAGCUCAGGUUUGUUUGUUUUACCGUCCCACAAUACACACCCACCCACUCACACGUACUUGUGAUAAACAUAUUAAUCUUAGUCUUCUAUAGAGCACAAUAAUAUCAAUCAAGAACUCUAAAUGGCUUAAUUGCUUAAUCAAGAUGUCUAGAUUGCUUCAGUGUUUAAUGAAGCUUGAGUGCGCUUGAGUGCUUAAUCAUUAUUAAUUAAAAAAAAGACAAAAUAUCGAGCCAAAGAGAUAAGCUCCAUCACUUGGUUCCACAAAAGCCAGAGUUAUGAGUGGGUACCAUGAACCGGACAGAGAAAGCAGCUUCCUACAGAGAGAAGCGGAUGAGAGAAGGGCAGCUGGGCCCUCAGACGUACCUGAUCAGUGACAUGAACAUCUCAAACCUUCAACGAAACAUGCGAACUAAAGCAUAGUAAACACUUUGUGUAUUAAUGCUUUAAAUACAGGCCAUAAUAGUUUCUAAU
This is a messenger RNA of Procambarus clarkii (red swamp crayfish), 6214 nucleotides long. It is a transcript of the gene pot, whose product is annotated as papillote. NCBI's taxonomy places the organism in Eukaryota, Metazoa, Arthropoda, Malacostraca, Decapoda, Cambaridae. The record is from RefSeq and is a predicted model, not a curated record.